AUGGCUACCACGAUUGAGGCGUCGCAAUCCCUCAUCCAGUCGGAGUCCAGGGUCCACAGCUACCAAGAAGUGGUUACGGAGACACGACAAGUGAAGAAGAAGACCAAGUCCAGGAGGCAUAAGGAUGAAGGGUCUAUAUCUGUGUCCAAAAGUUCAGAAAAGUUGUGCAAGAAAAUGAAAGCGGACAAUGAAAACCCCACAUGCGCCAAAUGUUCCCGUCCAGUGUACGCAAUGGAACGCAUCAAAGCGGAAAAACGAGCUUGGCACAAGGAGUGCUUUAGAUGUGUACAGUGCAAUAAACAACUCACAGUUGAGACAUAUCAAAGCGACCACACAGCAUUGUAUUGCAAGCCGCAUUUCAAACAGCUGUUUGAACCUAAACCUGUCGAUGGGGUUGACGAGCUUGAUGCUACCCCCAAAAAACAUCAGAUGAUUAUUUGCGAGAGUCAGCCGGUCGAAUUACCCCCGGAUGUUGUAAGAGCGUCCGAUAAACCAGACCUAGGUCUAGAAGAACUGGCGUCUCUAGACGUUAAGUCGCGUUUCGAAGUGUUCGAGCGCAAAGCGAAGCAGGAAGAGCCGGUGGCGCGGGAGCCGCGCGCGCCGCGGGAGAGGAGUACCGCUCUGUUGUCCAAGUUGGCUAAGUUCAAGGCGAAGGGCAUGGACAUUGGCGUAUCUGAUGAGUACUUGAAUGGAGUUCCCGUAGAACACAGCUCGAGCGAGCAGGAGGAUGAAGAAGAUGAAGACUCCGUCCUAAAGAAAUCGUACGCACAUAACACUGUUCGAGAACAAACUGCACUCUGCGACAUGAACGAGCUGGUCGGUCGCUUCGAGAACGGUAACGAUAAUAUGGAGCGACACAACCAGAGGAAGCAGGAGAUACAGAAUAUACGUAAUCGAUUGUUUUUGGGAAAGCAAGCGAAGAUCAAAGAAAUGUACGAGCAGUCAGUGAUGCAGUGCGAGCAAAGUGUUACUUCAGCGGAUAAAAUAGCUAAAGAAUUAGAUUUAGAUGCGGAAAAAGCUCGAGCAAUAAAGCAGCGCUUUGAGAACGGGGAGAUUUUCAACGAUGAGAACCAACCGCCCAAGAACAGGGAACUCGAUGAUCCAUCGCUUUUCAAUGAGGGUAUUGCCAAAAAGUCUAGGUCCAUUUUCUUGGAAUUAGACGCGAAUGCGAAGCAUAUGGCGCCACUCUCGCCGCCGGUACAAGAACCACCCAAAAGAAAGGAGAUUCCGUUCGUGCCCAAGGACAUAGUGCGCGCGGCGGACAAGCCGGAGGACGUCAAAAUAGAGACGGCGGACAUCUCCGACCGAUUCCGCUUCUUCGAGACCUACCGGCCGGAGUCCGCGCCCGAGCGCAGGCCCUUCCGCAUGACGCCGCCGCGACAGCCGCAGCGUGCCAAGUCCCCGUCGCCGGACGUGUACCACGAGCCGAGCGUGGCGCGCGCGGACGCGGGCGCGGCGGACGCGGGGCUGGCGGCCGCGCGCCACACCGCCUCGCGCAUGAUCUCCGUGUUCCGGCAGAUGGAGGAGCGCGUGGACGCUGAGCCGAUGGGUCCGAAACCCUUAAAAUGCUUCACGCCCCCACCCCCGGAGGAGGCUGGGCGUCACCUGGACGUGUCCUCGUCCGAGUACAGCGAUAGCGAGGACGAGCACCCCUACGGGAGGGAUGAUGAAGCCCUCCGACAGGCACAACAACUAGCCCGAACCAAGUCGUUCCGAGACCGUUUCGAGAAUUGGUCGGAGAAUGAGAGAGAGGAGAGAGACGAGCGUCCGCCCUCCGUCAUAGAGAGGUGCGAGGACGGAGAGUCACAGUUAGAGACUGCUAAGAGUUUACGUGAGAAAUUCGAAAAUAUGAAAGUGCAAACAACGACCGUCAAUAAAACGUUUGCGCCCAAAGUGAAUAGAUUCGUU
Molecule: messenger RNA, 1908 nt
Organism: Brenthis ino (lesser marbled fritillary)
Lineage: Eukaryota; Metazoa; Arthropoda; Insecta; Lepidoptera; Nymphalidae
Source: the annotation of a GenBank genome assembly